GGAAGUGCCGCAUCCCUCAGCAGCUCAGCAGCAGCAGACGCGUCAUCGCCACAACAACAAGAGGACCAUCAUCAGAGAGCUAUCAGAGGAGCAGCGGGACCAGAGCAGGGCACAGAACGCAGCCCGCACUCCCAAAUCCUUAGUGCCCGGGCACACUCUGUAUGACAUGGAGCCCUGAGGAGACCUGCUCGAGACCAUGUCCUCGUUCCAGGUGGUGGACUCCUCGCCGGGCAGCAGCGUCAGCAUCAUGGAAACCUCCAACUUUGCCCACGUCAUCUUCCAGAACGUGGGCAAGAGCUUCCUGCCCCAAGCCCCCCUGGAGUGCCACUACACCCUGACGCCCUACAUCGCCCCCCACCCCAAAGACUGGGUGGGCAUCUUCAAGGUUGGAUGGAGCACAGCACGGGACUACUACACCUUCCUGUGGAGCCCUAUGCCUGAAAACUACGAGGCAGGGAGCACAGUGCACCGGACUGUGGUGUUCCAAGGCUAUUAUGUCCCAAAGUCAGACGGAGAGUUCUACCAGUUCUGUUACGUGACCCAUUCUGGGGACAUCCGAGGGGCCAGUACUCCAUUCCAGUUCAGAGCAGCCACACCCACUGAGGAGCUGCUGACCGUCACUGAGGAUGAGUCGAACUCGGACAUACUAGUGGUUAGCACGAAGACCGGCCUGCUUCAGAGGGUGGAGGAGGCCCAGCAGGAGCGGAGGGAGCUACUGAAGACUAUGCGCCUGCUCCAGGAGGACAAACAGCAGCUGCAGGAGGAGCACAGACGCCUGGCCCAGGAGAGAGACCACGAGAGGGACACCUGCGCUCUGCUCCGGACACACAACCAGGAGCUGCUGCGCUCAUCCCAGGGCCUGUCGGAGGAGAGGGAGGAGGUGCGCAGACGGUUGAGCGAGGCCACCGAGAGAGUGAGGCAGCUGGAGGAGGACCUGCUCGGAGUGACCCAGCGAGGUCUGCAGAAGGAAACCGAGCUGCACUGCCUACGUGAGCGUCUGAAGAAGCUGACUGGAGAGAGGGAUAGCCUAGAGAGCCAGCUCAAGAAUGAGAAGGAUGAACGAGACCUGUACAAAGCCCACCUGCGUAGCACGGAGCUGGAGAAUACCAAGCUGAGUGCAGAGCUGCAGAUGCUGAAGGCCGUGGAGCUGAAUAGAGAGGUGACCAUCGCACAGUUCCAGGAGGAGCUCGAAAGGCUGCGGCUCUGUGUGGCUCAGAGGGAUGGUCUGGAGAAGGAGCUGUUGCAGCAUAAGGCAGAUAAGGCAGAGCUAUCCCGUGUGCGAGAGCAGCUCCGUCAGGCUGAGGAGCAGCUGCAGGCAUCCAGGCAGCAGGCCUCUCUGCUGGCCUCAGAGCUGAGAGACUCAGCCAGUGCCCGUGACCACUCCAUGACGGAGUUGUACCGAGCCCGGCUAGAGGCAGACAAGCUCAGAGCCAGUCUGUCUGAGGCACAAGCCGAGUGUCAGCGCAUAGAGAGCCAGCUGGACCGCCUGAGGAGCACCACAAACAGUCAAACACUGGCUGUUGGGCCCAGCGGAGAGGCCCUCCCCAGCAUUCUGGUGGUGUCAGAGGCAGAGGUGGAGCUGCAGAGGGAGGUGGAGGAGCUAAAGCUGCGCCUGCACAUGGCUGCAGAGCAUUACAAGGAGAAGUACAGGGAGUGUCAGAGGCUGCGCAGGCAGGUAGCCAAGCUCAACAGCAGCCCAGAGGCUCAGGGGGAGCCAAAGAGAAACGUUUCGACAGAGACAACACAGGGGCCACUCACCUCCAGCCCAGAGUCCCCCACAGCAGGAAAUAUAGAAAGUGCAAUCCUUGAAGACGCUAUGACAAUCAACCCUGAAGUAAACACAGGGACAUGUGCACUCAUUCAACCGCUCAUCUGCUCUGAGAGUGAGGGAGUCCUGAGGGGCGGUGCUACUGAGGACAAAGACCAGACCAAGACCCCUGGAGACUUCAGACCUGAUGUCUCAGAUGUCCAAGCAGAAGACAAGCUCACAGAGACAGUACAGAGCCUUCCACUGGGCAGCUGGGUGCAGGUGGACACUCACGGGGAGACAAAGGUUGAGACACCGAGCAGCAGUGAGGACAGGGCAGUGGAGGGGGACAGUGACAGGGAAGAAGGACAGGAGGAUACAGAUACAGAUGAGGAGGAGGACACAGAUACAGAUGAGGAAGAAGAGGAGACAAGCCCCACGGCAGAGGAGGAGAGUCCCACAGUGGAGGAGGAGAGCCCUGUAGUGGAGGAGAAGAUGAGCUCCAGGGUGGAGGAGAAAGAGACAAGCCCCAGGAUGAAGGAGGAAGACACAAGUCCCACAGUGGAGGAGGAGCUAGCCCUGAUGGAACAGAAGUGGAAAGAACAGUGUGCCAUAAACGAGACACUCAAGCAGAGACUGGCCAAUGAAGAGGAGCGAUUCAGGAUGCAGAUGGCGGAGCGGGCGUGUGAAGUGGCAGACCUAAAACGCAGCCUAGCCCUGGCCCUCAGAGACAAAGAGCAGCUCCUGGAGGAGCUGCAGCGAUACGUGUGCAGACAGAGGGAGCAGGAGGCCCGGGCACAGGGGUCAGAGGUCAGACAGACCAUGGUCCUGAGGUACCCCCUGCCCUACCCCCAGGAGCCCUGCCCACCCCCCCUUGUGCCCCAGCAGCCCCCAGAGCUGAGGUUUGGAAAUCCCUACUCCAGUGACACCAAAGAGUGUGUUGAUGCUGCUGUGUCUCCAGAUCUCCUGCCCCUCCCCCCUCCAGAGGGCCUGCCUGGCCUUCAGCCCUGUGCUCCACCCCUUUCUCCCUCUAACCCUGCCCCUAACCCCGGCUCCCCCACCCUUCCCUCUAACCCCGCCUCCUCCAGUACAGGCCCAGGAGCUCCAGGCUGGGGCCAGGAGGUGGUGUGUAUUCAGCCCAGCCGCAGCACCAGUCCCCCGGACAAUGCAGAGCAUCCCCCAGACAACACGGCAGCUGAAGCUUCGUCUGAGAAUCGCACAGAUGCCAGGGCCACCUUCUGCUUUGACUCCAGUAGGAGCAGUGAGGCCCAGCUGCGCUGCCCCCUUUGUGAGGUCAUCUUCCCUCCACACUUUGAGCAGAGGAGCUUUGAGCAGCACGUGGAGAGUCACUGGAAGAUCUGCCCCGUCUGCUCCGAGCAGUUCCCUCUGCACUGUCAGCAGCAGCUGUUUGAGAGACACGUCCUCACGCACUUCGACAGGCAUGUGCUCAACUUCCACCAGACUGACUGAAGCCCUACUGUGUCCAGAUCUACUGAAGCUCCCUACUGUGUCCAACACUCAUAGUCCCACUAAAGCACCCUACUCCUGCUAUUGUGUCCAGCCCUCAGCAACCCACUGAAGCACCCUAGUCUCGCUACUGAAUCCAGCCCUCAACAGACCCUCUGAAGCACCGUACUCCCACUACUGUGUCCAGCCCUCAGCGACCCACUGAAGCACCCUAAGCUCCCUUCUGUGUCCAGUAGGACAUUCUUAAAAGGAGCAUGAUUCUACAUCUUAACAAUUCUCGAUCAAUUCUAAAUUCUCUAAAAAUCGAUUUAAAAAUGCAUUAAGUGUCUCCGCCACAAUAAAACGCCCCCUUUAAAUAAAAAAAAUAAAAAAACAGGGACUAAGCCUGUAGAUUGUGCUCAUUUUUAAGUCAUUGUUUGCUGCUGGACUCUCCACAGCUCCACGCACCGGAACAAGGAGAAGGGGGGCUGUCUCCAAGUGCACAGACACACACACACACACACACACAUGCAGCACACACAUGCAGCACACACGCAGCAUGCACACACAGGGGAGGAGACUUACAUGAGACUGCAGAGAGACAGAGGACAGAUGAACAGAACAUUAGCACUACUUUGAAUCACUUUAGCUCCAUGCUUGUUUUACCAUGUUGUUCGCUUUCCUUCGCUGCUAACUACAGCUACAACUUAUUGGAGUUAAAGGGCCAGAGCCCCGUUCAUCAUAAAUAGGCUAUGACCUUUAGUAGAAAAUAUUUUUAAUUUUUAUCUUUGAAAAAUAGGCCUACGUAUUUAAGUUUAAUUACUGCAGUAUGGAAUUAACUGGGCUCCUUAGAUAAUGAUUGAAUAGAUCUAUUAUUUUUAUUGAAUUAUGAACUAAUAAAAUAAAUACAACUAAAUACAAUUUCAGGCACCUUCUGUUAGAUUCUUGCCUGAUCUAAGAAUAAUUCUAUAAUAAUAAUUUUGUAUGGAUGUACAGUUUACAUAAGAUUGUUACCACAGGGAAAUGAAUGUAGUUUCAGGAUUUAAUUUUGAAUUGUUUUCAAAUCGAGAAUCGUUUUUGAAUUACAUCGGAAUCAAAUCAAAUGGCCAGGGACUUAAAGAAUCACACCUCUAGUGUCCAGCCCUCACAGACCCACUGAAGCCCCCCUACUCCUUCUACUGUGUCCAGCCCUCAGCACACCCACUGAAGCCCCCCUACUCCUUCUACUGUGUCCAGCCCUCAGCUCACUUGAAGGUGACAGAGUAUGCUUUAGACAGGCUUUUGAAAAAUACUACUACUUAAAGGGGCCUGUACCUGAACCCUGAGUGAAGAACAUAUUUCAGAAUGAACUAAUAGCCCUGCCCACUAUGCCCCCUCUCUCACACUCAUGUUGAACCAUGACUGAGAAACAAUUCAACAAUGACUCUGGCCCCCUCUGCUGGGAAAAAAGGGAAGUGAAGAAUUUUGAAAUGAUAAAUUGGCAGCAAGGCUAUUGUCACAUUAUCAGAUAAGUUUUAAGCUUCAGACAGUUCAAAAGCUCAGAAAAGCAUAAUACGUCUCCUUUAAUGGUGGGCUGUCAUGUGACUAUUGAAUCAAUUGCACUUUUCUGAAAUCAGCAAAUGUUAAAAGAAUGUAAAAAAAAAAAACAAGUUUGCAGACAGCAUCAGAUGGGCUUUGGGUGAUACCACAUAAUCUCUGUGGUGGUGCAUAUAUGGUGUGACAGGGCAUCAGGCUUAAUCGGUUUUGGAAGGAAGAAAUUAUAACAUGGAAGCUGCAUAGAAUUGCUUUAUGACAAAGUUUAGGCUGCUAAGAGUAGGGCAAUAGUGCAAUCAAGAGUAUAUAUAAGAAUAAGUAUUUAUAAUGGAGACGAGGGGAGUAGACAUGUACUUGAAUGGGAAGGGAACAGCUUUUAUUGUGAGGGUAGUGCUGCCACUUCAGGAAAUAACUUGUCUGAUACUGCAUAGUUUGAAUGUAAUUCCAUUAUUGAAAAAUUGAAAAAUGUAUAUCACUGUACCAGUUUUAUUCUAGUUUUGGAGUGAACACAACAAUGUAAGAUGUGUACAUUUGCAGCUUAACAGGCUACAAAAAUCAAAUAUUAAAUGAAAGAUCUACUAUUAAAGGUGCUGUACCUGUUUUUCAACCAAAACUAGGUCAUUUUAAAUGGUUUGGUCUAAAAAUAUUCCUCACUUAUCUUAUGCAUUCCGAGCAACCUAGUUAUUCACCGUGAUGAGUUUAUAAACACUUUUCACAACUCUCAGAGACCAAAAUGGAGUUUUGCCAUGACUAGCUAGUAAAUAGCAUACUAAUGUUAACUUUCUGAUUAUCAGACAACAAAACACUUUUCUAUCACUGACAUAUUCCUGAGGUGGCAGCACUACUCUUGUAUAAAGUAAAUCAUAAGUCUAAGUGCACUACAGAAGGCUUUAUUGUGAAUGUACUGUACAUAUGAAUCUGUGUAGGGGCCUGUCCAUUAUAUCUUUUACUCUUCUUUUACAUGUUUUAUUUCUAAAGGACAGUUACUUUCUGUUCUGCUUGUGUUGGCUCCAUAGUCUUCUUUAUACAGUCAUCAGAUCUGUACAAAUGUUUUUAUUAUGAUUUUAUUUUCCAUGUCACAAGUGUAGACCAGAUGCCCAUAUUUACUGUCUGAAGUGCAUAAGCAGGAGAUGUGUUUUUACUCCAAACAAUCGAAUGUCGCCUUAAAACAGCCUGUGUGAAUCUGCUUUGAUAAGCCUGUCAGCAUAAUACAUUUAAAGUCGAACAUAUUGGAAUAAAUUAUAGAACACUUGCCACUGACACAAACCUUUUCUAAAGGAACUAAAUCGGAAUUCUAAGUAAAGCUGAAAUAAAAAAAAACAACAACUAAAUAGCACAAUGAAACGCUUAAAGGGCCCGUAUUACUUUGUUUACUGACCUGUUGUAAUGUUCUUUCCUCAACAAAACCAUACCUGGAGUAACAUUUCGUUUCAUUGACACAUGUUAAACACAAACCCGGCUGUGUUCUCAGACUGAAAAUGUUGGAGAUGUAGACAGAGUAAUAAGGUUUACUCAAGCAUGUGUAAAUGAAUGAAAACACAACUCCAGGUAUGUUUUUGAUGAGGUAACAACUUUUUAACAUGACUUGGAACAAGCUCACAUGAGUCAAUUUUGAGUAAUAUAAGACCUUUAAGUUGGCAAAGGACGAAGGAAUUGUCAAACUGUAUCAUUACUUCAAAAGAAAUUACCAAAGUAUGAAUUAAAUAAAGUACUUGGGGAAACAACUACUCAAGAAUAUCACUAACUAUUUCAAGUGGUUAAUGUAAUUGGCAGGAUAAAACACUAAGUAAUGCACAAAAUCUGGUUUUCAACAGAAAAGAGAAAAAAAAAAAUCGUAUCUGAAGGAGCCGUGCAAGAAACACAUCAUUUCAUAUCGUUGUCAUAAAGCUUUUGCCAUUUGUAGCCUCCCAGUGGGAAGUGGGAAGUAACCCUGUACUUUGGGAAGUACAGUUAUUAUAUUAAAAUGAUUACCAAAAAAAUCUUCCCUAUUACCAAUUAAAAAUUUACAGGAUAAUCACAGAGCCCCCUAAAAUAUUGUUUAAUGUAUGGAACAAUAAUUUGAUAUAGUAAUUAUCAUGAAAAGCCUUUGCACGGAUGAAAUAUGAAGUUUAUAAUGUGGCAGGUCUAACAUGAAAUCAAAAUGCAUAUUGUCUGUGGUCAAAUGUCUCUAUAACAAAAAAAAAUAAAAAAAAUUGCUCUUUAAAUUUAAAACAUGU
Messenger RNA from Periophthalmus magnuspinnatus, 6942 nucleotides. RefSeq names its product tax1-binding protein 1 homolog A-like. The transcript has 17 exons. The record is from RefSeq and is a predicted model, not a curated record. Lineage: Eukaryota; Metazoa; Chordata; Actinopteri; Gobiiformes; Gobiidae. Bases 197 to 3217 code for a protein of 1006 amino acids.